Messenger RNA from Chenopodium quinoa (quinoa), 1320 nucleotides. RefSeq lists its product as uncharacterized. The transcript has a single exon. The coding region runs from base 220 to 894 and encodes 224 amino acids. Lineage: Eukaryota; Viridiplantae; Streptophyta; Magnoliopsida; Caryophyllales; Amaranthaceae. The record is from RefSeq and is a predicted model, not a curated record.
UUAUGUUGGCGCAAAUUAAAACUUAUACUCAACCAUUUUUAUAUUGCCCACCAAAUGUUCGACGAAAUGCCAACUCCAAAAACCAAUUUGUUUCCAUUCACACUUCCAUCACAUCAUCCUUUUUCUAGAAACCCAAUUCUCCCACCAUUCAAAUAUUAAUCAUUUCUUCAUAUUCUAUCUUAUCUGACCUUUUCUGAGGAGAGAGAAAAGAGAAAAUUAAUGGGGAACAACAUGGGUGGAGGAACCAGUAAAACAUCAAAAAUUAUGAAAAUCAAUGGCGAAAAUUUCAAGUUGAAGAUCCCAGCUAAAGUUUUUGAUGUUAUUAAAGAUUACCCAGAUCAUAUUUUGUUAGAUUCUGAAGAUUUUCUCAGGUUCAAUCUCAGAGCUAAACCUUUAAACCCAGAUUUUGAGCUUAAACCCAGAAAAAUCUAUCUUCUUGUUGAAUUACCCAAAUUUCCAUUGAAUAAUACUUGCAAUAGUAAUUAUCAAACCCCACUUAGGGAGGUGAGAUCUGGUGUGCUCGCGCCCACGACAACUACGAAAGAUUUCAUGUCUCGAAGAACAGCAUCCGAUGAUCUUACUCUUAUCACGAGAUCAAUGGCUGAUUAUGGAAGUUCAGUGGGUCCUACUAGGGUUAAGAUGAAGCUGCCGAAGGCUCAGGUGCAGAGGAUUAUGGAGGAGAGUGGAGACGAUGUUGAGGCUGCUAAGAAGAUAAUACGGCUUUGUUUGGAAGAUAACACGGCCGUGUGCGGUGGUGGAGCGGCGGUGGAGGCGGAGGAGAGAGAAAAUGGUGGGGUGGUUAAUGUGGAGAGUCGGAGACAUUGUUCGAGUGUUUAUGAUAUGUGUAGUCUUUGCUCUAGUUACCGCCGUAAGUAUAAGAAAUUAACCUCCUAGUAAGUUGUACGGGUACGGAUAUAGAUACGGGAUAUCAAAGAACGAAUUACGUAUGUUUAUGUUGUUAAGACGUGCCUGUGUUUGAGUACACGCCAUCUAUUAUUAGAAGUGUAUGUGUGAUAAAAUGAAGUGUUAAGUGUUAAGUAUUGUUUAAUUUAGUAGUUAAAGAGUAAUUUAUUUUAGGGUUUAUGAUUAUUAUUACCUCAAUUAGAUGAUGUAAAAAUUAGGGUGUAAAAUUAGGUGCAAAUGUAUAUACUAUAUGUCUAUAUAGUGUGGUUGAUGCUUUGAUGGUAUGAUUAAUUACUAUGAUCCAUUCAUGAGUUUUUUUGAGUAAAAUUUGUGAUAAGCUUGAAAGAGUUUCAAUUAUUCAACUAUGUAUUAGAUGUUAGAUGCAUAUAUGAUAAGAUUGUGUGUUAUUAUGAGGUA